AUGGCUUUCCUACCUGAGGACGGAAAAGGUCGCGACGCCGACCACGUCGAGGCAUUCCCCGGCGCCUCUGCAGCAGCGAAGGACGUCGAACAGCAUCCUGAGAAGGAGGCUCCAGUCUACCGUGACAGCCACGGAUUUGCUCUUGUUCCACAACCAACUGGUUAUCGAGACGACCCUUUGAAUUGGCCGGCCUGGCUGAAGUGGCUUGUCCUGCUCCAAACAUCCUUCCUGGCUUUCCUCGGCCCUUUCAACUCUGCCGUGGUCAAUCCGGCCUUGGUGCCUUUGGCAAAAUUGUACCACAUCCCCGUCAGCCACGCGCCCUAUCAGACCACAACCGUCAUCAUCGUAGUGGGCGUUGCGCCGCUGUUUUGGACCCCAUUGGCAAACAUCUAUGGGAGGCGCCCUGUCUACCUACUUUCGACGCUCAUUGGAAUCGUCGCAACCGUCGGAUCAGGAGUCUCAAAGUCAUGGGGCACGUUGAUCGUCGGCCGUGUGUUUAGUGGACUUGGAGUCGGUGCAGCGAUGGCGCUGGGAGCGGCAAGUGUGAAUGAUAUGUUCUUUCUCCACGAGAGAGGAACCAAGAUGGGGAUAUACACCGUUUUUUUGACCAACGGUGCGCAUGUCUUUCUGACUCUGUACAGCAUCGGCGGCUAUCUUGCACAGGCAGCAAGCGUGCGGUGGUGCUACUUUCUUCCGGCCAUUGUCAACGCGACCAUUUUCGUCUUCAUGAUAUUUGCCCUUCCAGAGUCAUUGUUCUCUCGCGCCGAGAGACAUCUUGCCCAACACCAAGAACGGACUUAUUUCGAGAUGCUUUUCAGCUUCCGGCGGAAUGCCUUGCUUGACCGGCGAUUCCGCUUGCGAGACAUGGCACGGCCGUUCGAGAUGCUCCAAUACCCGUCGGUCACCCUCACGUUUAUCUGCUAUACUGUUACGUUCGCCUUUGCAAGCAUCCUGCCGGCUGUCACUGUGGCCAUCCUGUUUACGAAGACCUACCACUUCAAGUCCGGCGCCAUUGGUCUUAUGCUAGGGCUUCCCUUGUUGAUCGGCUCAGCGUUGGGCGAAUUCCUUUCGGGACCAUUGUCGGACUGGUUCAUGUACAGAUACGCGAAACGCCACGACGGUGAGCGCAAGCCCGAGGCACGUCUUCCGGCAGCGCUCGGCAGCAUCUUGCUGUGUCCGGCCGGCAUCAUCAUCUACGGCGUCUGCCUCCAGCACAAGACUCACUGGAUAGGACCGGUCAUGGGCAUGGCAAUUUCGAGUUUCGGCCUGCAGCUUGUGACAACCGUCAGCUACGCUUAUUGCAGUGACUGCUACAAGCCCCAGUCAGGAGAAAUCAGCAGCCUGUACAACUUUGGCCGCCAGAUCUUUGCGUUUCCCUUGGGAUUUUACGCGUUACCCUUUGCCAACGAGAUUUCGAUCCAGUGGGCCUGGAUAACGCUCGCACUCAUCAUGGCGCUGACCUCUGUUGGUCCGGUGGUUCUGAUAUUCAAGGGCCAGCAGUGGAGGGCAAGAUUGGGACAGCCGCAGUUUCACAAGGAUAUAUGA
Molecule: messenger RNA, 1545 nt
Organism: Exophiala xenobiotica
Lineage: Eukaryota; Fungi; Ascomycota; Eurotiomycetes; Chaetothyriales; Herpotrichiellaceae
Exons: 5
Coding region: 1-1545 (514 amino acids)
Biological process (GO): transmembrane transport
Molecular function (GO): transmembrane transporter activity
Source: RefSeq, a predicted model, not a curated record